AUGAAGCUCCAGUCCCUUCUCCUUGCUGCCGUUUUGGCGACCACUUCUGCCUUCACCGCCCCCAAUGGCGUCAAUGGAGUUACCCGAACAACUAGCCUCAGCGCUGACACCGUGGAGGCCCCUGCCAGCACAGAAAUCGGAGCUGCAGCAAUGUCUGGAUUGACCUCGGACGUCAAGACCAUCUUUACUUCUGAAGAUAUUGACAGGAUCCUUCCUCACCGAUACCCUUUUGCCCUCGUUGACAAGGUUGUGGAGUACGAAGCCGGAACCAGUGCUGUGGGAGUCAAGUGUGUCACCAAAAAUGAAGAAUUUUUCCAAGGACACUUCCCCGGUCGACCUGUCAUGCCUGGUGUCCUGCAAGUAGAGGCCUUGGCACAAUUAGCUGGUGUUGUUUGCUUGCAAAUGGAAGGAGCCGAGCCAGGUGCCGUCUUCUUCUUUGCUGGAGUUGACGGUGUCAAGUGGAAGAAGCCCGUUGUUCCCGGUGACACACUUGUCAUGGAAGUCAAGAUUGCCAAGUGGAACAAGAAAUUCGGAAUUGCCAAGGCAACGGGAGCUGCUUACGUUAAUGGAGACAUGGUUGUCGAAGUUGGCGAAAUGAAGUUUGCUCUUGCAAAAUAG
Molecule: messenger RNA, 618 nt
Organism: Seminavis robusta
Lineage: Eukaryota; Bacillariophyta; Bacillariophyceae; Naviculales; Naviculaceae
Source: the annotation of a GenBank genome assembly